Humulus lupulus (European hop) is the source of this 1408-nucleotide messenger RNA. RefSeq names its product rhomboid-like protein 19. NCBI's taxonomy places the organism in Eukaryota, Viridiplantae, Streptophyta, Magnoliopsida, Rosales, Cannabaceae. The transcript has 8 exons. The coding region runs from base 279 to 1202 and encodes 307 amino acids. The record is from RefSeq and is a predicted model, not a curated record. Gene Ontology annotation, cellular component: membrane; Golgi apparatus. Gene Ontology annotation, biological process: retrograde vesicle-mediated transport, Golgi to endoplasmic reticulum.
GUAAUGGAUCAAAUUCUCAUAAAAGAUAUACUUGUAAUGUGGCAUGUAUAGUUGAGUCUAUGCUGAAAAAAAUGUAUAUUUGUAAUGUUUAAGCUACUUGGAUAGAACUCUCAUAAUUAGUAAUUUAUCUUUUCCACAGAAGAAUAAAUUAUAAAUGUGUGUACGUUGAUCUCAGAGUGUCUCCCUGUCAAUACUCUAUUAGCGUCAGCUUCUAAUCCACAAAACCCCUCUGAUCUCCGAGAUCUCCCACCCAACCUAACUCUUAUAUCUCUCCCGCCAUGGCCACUCCCGCGCUCGCAGGGGGCAUGGGCGCCUUCUCUGGGUUCACUCGGCUAUGCAAGGGUCUUGCCGUGGUACUCAUCAGUGGCCACAUUGUGAUCCAGGUUUUGCCUCAAGCUAUUCAAUAUCUUGCUCUGAUUCCCGCAAGAACGAUUCCUUUUGCCUGGAACCUUAUAACAGCUGGUUACAUUGAACAAACGAUACAUGGGGUGGUUCUGAGCACCAUUGGUCUUCUUUUCAUUGGGAAGCUGCUUGAGCCUGUAUGGGGUUCUCGGGAAUUCCUCAAGUUCAUCUUUGUUGUCAACUUUCUGACUUCUGUGUGCGUUUUCAUUAUAGCUAUCACGUUGUACUACAUUACAACUCAGGAAAAUUACCUAUAUAAUCCUCUUUCUGGAUUCCAUGGGAUCCUUUCGGGAUUCUUAGUUGGCAUCAAGCAGAUCAUACCUGACCAAGAUAUUCCUUUACUAAAAUUAAAAGCUAAGUGGUUACCAUCUCUCUCGGUAUUGCUAUCAAUUGUGAUUUGUUUCUUGGCAUCAGAGUCAGCAACAAUUCUUCCAACUCUGAUAUUUGGCACAUACAUGAGCUGGAUUUACCUCAGAUACUGGCAGAAGAAACCAGAAACAAAACUCAAGGGUGAUCCAAGUGAUGAUUUUGCAUUCUCAACCUUCUUCCCUGACUUUUUAAGACCCGUAAUUGAUCCCAUUGCAUCUAUAUUCCAUCGGAUGCUCUGUGGAAGAUCUGAAGCUGCUAAUAAUGCCCGGGGUUAUACUGUGGGAGGAGCCCCGUUGCCUGGUUCUGAUCCUAUCGAAGCAUCUAGGAGAAGGGAAAGAGGUGCUCGUGCACUAGAAGAGAGGUUGGCAACUGAUAGACUGGCUGGCGCGCUAGGUUCUGAAGAAUCAGGAGAUGCUGUAGAAAAUGUUUGAUUGCAUCUAAACUGUCUGCUGUGCAGUCAACCAACAGCAAUGUGUAAUUUUAGUGACUAUUUUAGAAGUGCAAAUGGUGUCUAAGAAGAGCAUAUUUUUCUUGGAUUCUGGAGGAUGGAUUUAUUUUGCAAUUUUUCCGUUUUGCCAUUUUUUUUCUUCUUUUUCUUAUUUCCCCUUUGAAAUAGAUCAAAUCCUUAUUAUACAAA